This is a messenger RNA of Pyrus x bretschneideri (Chinese white pear), 1124 nucleotides long. RefSeq lists its product as uncharacterized. Bases 1 to 870 code for a protein of 289 amino acids. The transcript has 2 exons. The record is from RefSeq and is a predicted model, not a curated record. NCBI's taxonomy places the organism in Eukaryota, Viridiplantae, Streptophyta, Magnoliopsida, Rosales, Rosaceae.
AUGGAUCUUGAUGAGUGGGAGUACCUACCAGAUGAUGCGUUUCUUGAUUUCCAUGAAGACAGUGAAGAGAAGAGGAUUUUCUCGAGCAAACGCUAUUCUUCUUCUGAUAAUUCAAAAAGUGUUUUCAACAUGAACUACUUCAUAAUCCCAUCACCCAGUUCUAGGUCAAAAGUCAUUCACGAGACACCCCCACGACGACAACCGCUAACACCACCGCAACCGGCAGCGCCAGCUUGGAUUAAUUCAAGUCUUGUUCCCGUUCCAAUUCAGCUGGAACUACCUCCAAGCUUUGACAAGGCCUCAUCACUCUCACAAGAAGAAAAAGAAGAAGAAAAACAAGUCAUCAAAGUCUCACAAGUGGAUCAAGACGCACAACUCUCCCAAGUUUACUUCAAGAAAACUUGGGAAAAUGAAUUUGCCGACAUGAAAAUAUUGGACUCCCCAAAGUCUCCCACCUGCAGAUCACCCAAGUUUAUGCAUCAACAAACUGAUAAGUUUCAGUUUGAUGACAAUUUAGGUCAAGAAAUCACCUCUCCAAGGAAGGAAGUUGUUGACAAAAACAGCUUGUUGGAGUCAUCAGAAGAGAUAAAUAGCAACAACAACAUCUGGAAGCUGAGUUUUACAGGAAUCGGAGCAAUUUGCUCUUUUGGUUUUGCUGCUGCUACCGUUUGUAUUAUCUUUUUCGGUGCCCAUCAGAGGAAAAAACAGUAUCAGCACAACCAGAAUCGCUUCCAGAUCUACACUGAUGACAAGAAGAGGAUUAAGCAUGCUGUUCAAGAUGCAACCAAAGUGAAUGAAGCAUUUUCAACAGUAAGAGUAUCCCUCCCUAGAGCUCAUGUCACAUAUGGUGGUUACUAUAAUGGUCUAUGAACAGCCGCCUCCCACUCGAUGAAAUGGAAGUUAAUUUACAGUACUGCCUGAGUUUGCUUUUGCAAUGUACUCGUAGAAGAGAUAUAUUUUUCUUUUAAGCGUAUAAGGUCAAUAAUUGUGCAUUGCAUGAGAUGCUUGUAUAGAUUAUGAAUCCUUUGUUUGUAUAGUAGAUUUCCUACUUUGUAUUAGUUUGGCCAAUUGGCCACAUAUUAUUUGUAUCUGUCGAAGAUCUAUAAUAAUUCACUUUUCAUUUC